ACUUUUUUUUUUUUUUUUUUAUAAAAUAGAAGAAAAUAUCUAUGAGUAGAAGAAACAAAGCAACUGAAAACUGAAACGUGCCAUUCAUGACCGGAUUCCCAUCUCACUUCCAGUCCCCAGAAAAGUAACAUCUCAUCUCUCUCUCUCUCUCUCUCAGAUAUUGAUCACACACCUGUUGGUUGUCCGAAUAUAUAGAUAGAUACAGAAACCAGAUUUUGGAUUCAGCAACAUGAGUUCGUCGUCCGGUCACUACGAUCUGUCGUUUAAGAUAUUAUUGAUAGGAGAUUCUGGUGUCGGUAAAAGCAGUCUUCUCGUCAGUUUCAUUUCCAACACCGUCGACGAUCUAGCUCCUACUAUUGGUGUUGACUUCAAAAUAAAGUUGUUUACAGUUAGCGGGAAAAGAUUAAAACUUACAAUAUGGGACACAGCUGGACAGGAGAGAUUUAGAACAUUGACCAGCUCGUACUACAGAGGUGCCCAAGGAAUUAUUCUUGUGUAUGAUGUUACAAGGAGAGAAACAUUCACAAACUUGUCUGAAAUAUGGGCCAAAGAAGUGGAUCUUUACUCCACUAAUCAAGACUGUGUGAAGAUGCUUGUUGGAAAUAAAGUUGACAAAGACUCGGAAAGGUUUGUAAGCAGGGAAGAAGGUGCUGCUCUUGCAAAAGAGCUUGGUUGUUUGUUUCUUGAAUGUAGUGCUAGAACUCAAGAAAAUGUACAUCAAUGUUUUGAAGAGCUUGCACAAAAGAUAAUGGAGGUCCCGAGUCUUCUAGAAGAAGGGUCUACGGUUGUGAAGAAUGUAAUGAAGCAGAAACCAGAGCACCAGGCUAGAACAUCUAGCAGUGGUUGUUGCUCAUAAAGAUGCUCCAAAACAUGUCUUAUGGUUCCACUUGUCUAACCCAUCUUGUGAGCUUUUUAAUAAUUCCAAAAAAUACAUGUAAAUCUACGAUUUCUUCAUGUGAUUAGGGUUGUGUUUGAGGCGUAUCUACCCUUGGAAGAAAAGGUGAAAAGGAAUUCCGAUUCCUCAUGUAAAGUUGUGAUCAUGCUAUUGUUUGAAACCUUGAGUUGGCCCCGGAAUAGCAACAAGACAAGUAGCGGUGUUUUGUGAUGUAAUGCAGUUAUGAUGUGUAAAUAACUUGCACUCAAAUUGGUGGUUGUGAAUUUGUCCAGUAAUAACAAGUGAUUUUUAGGUGA
Molecule: messenger RNA, 1191 nt
Organism: Helianthus annuus (common sunflower)
Lineage: Eukaryota; Viridiplantae; Streptophyta; Magnoliopsida; Asterales; Asteraceae
Product: ras-related protein RABC2a
Exons: 7
Coding region: 230-856 (208 amino acids)
Molecular function (GO): GTP binding; GTPase activity
Source: RefSeq, a predicted model, not a curated record